CGGAAGGCGCUCGGUCGGGAAGGGGCCUGAAGGGAAGUCCCGCCUCUGCCGCGGACGCCGCCACGUACUUGGCCGGGUCCGCAGGGGCGGGCAGGUGAGGGCCUCGGUGUGCCGAGACCCCGUUUUCGACCGUGCGAGAUUUGAUUCCGGAGCUGCCAUGAUUGAAGUGGUAGCAGAGCUGAGCCGAGGUCCUGUGUUUCUGGCGGGGGAGGCGCUGGAGUGUGUAGUGACGGUCACCAACCCCCUGCCCCCCACGGCCACUUCUGCAUCCAGUGAGGCUCUGGCCUGGGCCAGUGCCCAAAUCCACUGCCAGUUCCAUGCAAGUGAGAGUCGAGUAGCACUACCUCCCCCUGACUCCAGUCAGCCAGACGUCCAGCCGGAGAGCCAGACUGUCUUUCUACCGCACCGAGGUGAGAGAGGUCAGUGUAUCCUUUCCACUCCACCAAAAAUCCUUUUCUGUGAUCUGAGGCUAGAUCCCGGAGAGUCCAAAUCAUACUCCUACAGUGAAGUGCUGCCCAUAGAGGGACCACCCUCCUUUCGGGGUCAGUCAGUCAAGUAUGUCUACAAACUGACCAUUGGCUGCCAGCGUGUCAACUCACCCAUCACUUUACUCAGGGUUCCUCUGAGGGUUCUUGUGCUGACAGGCCUUCAAGAUGUCCGGUUUCCCCAGGAUGAGGCUGUAGCCCCAUCUAGUCCAUUCUUGGAGGAGGAUGAAGGUGGGAAGAAGGAUUCAUGGCUAGCUGAGCUGGCUGGGGAGCGCCUCAUGGCUGCCACAUCCUGCCGCAGCCUCCAUCUAUACAAUAUCAGUGAUGGCCGAGGAAAAGUUGGGACAUUUGGCAUCUUCAAAUCUGUAUACAGACUCGGCGAGGAUGUGGUGGGGACCUUAAACUUAGGGGAAGGAACUGUAGCUUGUUUGCAGUUUUCAGUAAGCUUACAGACUGAGGAGCGUGUACAGCCCGAGUACCAGAGGCGCCGCAGGACGGGGGGUGUCCCCUCUGUGUCUCAUGUGACUCAUGCCCGGCACCAGGAGUCCUGCCUGCAUACAACCAGAACCAGCUUCUCUCUCCCCAUCCCUCUCAGCUCCACCCCAGGCUUCUGCACAGCCGUUGUGUCCCUGAAGUGGCGAUUGCAUUUUGAAUUUGUAACAUCGCGAGAACCAGGUUUAGUGCUUCUACCUCCCUUGGAACAGCCUGAGCCUGUCACCUGGACUGGGCCUGAGCAAGUGCCUGUAGACACCUUCAGCUGGGACCUCCCCAUCAAGGUGCUGCCCACAAGCCCUACCCUGGCCUCAUAUGCAGCCCCAGGCCCCAGCACCAGCACCAUAACCAUCUGAAACUGGCUCACCGUGACACUUUCUUCAGGAUACUAAGAACUCAGCACCUGGACUCUAGUAGGGCCCAUUUUCCCCACAUGGGGUCCAAUGGCACGGACAAUGAGAGGCAGGCUUUCAGCUGUAGCAUUAAUUUAUUUAUUCAGAAUAAAUUGGCAGCUGCUAGUGGUUUCCCUGGAAGUGGCAGCAGCAGUGGGCAGUCAGCAGAAGGGUGAUCAGUUGAGUUUAGCUGGAGUGGGGAGCAGGAGCCCCAGGAGCAGGGGUGUUAGCUGAGCCCCAUUCUGGGUCGGGCCCUCCCCCUUUGCAGGGUAGCCGAGGGUCAGAUUUUUGCACCAGGGAGAAUUGGCAGGUUCCUGCCUCCUGACGUACCUCACAGCCCGCGGGGAAGUCGAUGGGAUGCUGGGACCUGGGGAACCAAAGGAUGGGAAAGGAGUCAGCACAGUGAAGGGCCAUCUUUAUCCCUGCCCCACACUUGCUCUCUGCCAGCAUUCCUCCCAUAUCUUUAGUGCCCUCUUGGUCCCCUAACUAAGCUCUCGCCUACCAUAUAUGGAUUUUUUCAUUUCAUAGCAGAAAUAUUUUCUCUCCGGACCCACCCCUACAUCCCCUCACUUUGUAGCCUGCAGCCUUAUCUCUCAAACUCUUGUUGGUACCUUCAGGUUCGGCCAGCCUCAUACCUCUGUUCUGUUCAUUCUCACAUCACAGCAAUAUGGUUACACCCUGGCCAGCCCUCAGUAACUUAUGUCAGAGCCAUUCUCUAUGGCCAUCUUCGGUCACUCACGUGUCACAGCAGCCCACACCGACGGGAUGCAGACAGGUACAAUGGAAACAGUCCUUGCGGAGCCAAGAUUCACCCAGGGUAAAAUACUUCCCUUCAUAGUGGCAGGGGGCUAGGGAAGAAUAGGAAAUAUUAGGGUGUUUGGGAGUGGUGGUGGCAGACAGGAUUGCUUGUGGUCUGGAGUGGGAGAAAGUAAGUGCAUAUCACCCCCAUUUUUAGUCUCUCCUGUUUCCGAGCUGGGGGGAGUCUGGGUAUUCCGAUAGAGGAUCAUCUCUAAGCCCCCCCAGAUCAUCUCUAAACCCCAGCUCCCUCUGUCCCUGUCCUUUCCUAAUGCCUCCCCCAGCUUUACCUUGAGCUUGGAAGUAGCACUUGCUGUGGACUCCUGGCUGCUGGAGGAGCAGAGAGAUCACCAAGCAGAUGAUCCCCCAACUUCCCAGGACCCCCUUCGCCUGUCCAGUCCAGCGCAUCCUUAGGGUCAUUCCUGUGCACAGCCCUCGCGAUCCCUUCUUGGUCUCUGUUCAGGCUACUCUGGCUUGUCUCUGGCUUUUCUUUGUUUUUCUCCUUGGGUCUUAGUUUCUCUCUUUCUCCCCUGGGCUCCUGUCUCACACCAUCUCCGUGCCCUCUGCUCUCGCAGGCUUGGGGAUGUUUAUAAAGUGAGGACCCUGGCCCCCUGCUGAGUAGAGCUGGAAAAGCUGUAAGUCUGUUUCCUGAGGUGAGGGCAUGAAAACAAGAGGUCUAGCUUUAACAAGCUGUGAGAGCUGAUUCAUGCCCCGGCACAGCUGGGGAGGGAGGUGGCCAUGGAAGGGGCACUGGAUUGGGCACUUCCCCAGCAAGGAGGUGGGAGGGGUGAGGGCCCCCAGGUGGUCCCUACAUCUCUUCCCUGACCUGGAGAGAAGGAAGCAUUCCCCCCCCAACACACACACUCCAGGGGUGUGUGUGCUGGGAUCCUUGCCUGGACCGGAGGGAGGCAUUUCCUGGGGAUGGCUAAUCCUGUGCCCCAGCCAAACCAAGGAGCUGCAGUAGGGUGCGACAGCCAGAGGCUCCAGGAGAGCGAACAGGCUCCUGGAGUGCAGAAUGUUUCUCAGACCCUAGGGCAGAGUCUCCCGGAAGUAUCCUAGAGACAUGGCUGCCCCACAGAGAUGGGGAGGUAGGUGUCUCUUUUCCACAGGCAUACUGAGGAUGCAUUGUUCCAUACCUCCAAACAUACAGCAGAUAUAAGAUCUUCCCAUAUCUGGGGAUGGUUCUUUCAAAGAGGAACAUCUUUAAAUGCCCUGAUGGUGUGAGUCAGUGCAGUUUCACAGAGGUACCCCUCUUUCCUAUUGUACAUUAUGGAAUGAGAAUUGAGGAAUCCUCUGACAUCCUCUUUUGGGUUUCCUGCAGGUUCUAGAGACCCCCAAGGUGGGUGAUUAAGAGCAUAGGUUAUAGAGUCAGACUAGUUGAAUUCAGAUCCUGAUUCUACUUGAGACUGUGUGACUUUGGGCAAGCCACUUCACCUCUCUGUUUCCUUAUCUUUACAUUGGGAUAGUAAUAUUAACUCAUAGGAUUGUUAAGAGGCUUUCAAUGAGGUAAUGCAUGUAAUGCUGUUAGUAGUGUCCCUGGCACAUGGCCCUCAGAAAAUAUUAGCUCCUGUGAUUGGUGCUAGAGCUCAGAGACAAAAUAGGUAUGUUCAUUGUUUGAAUCACUUCGAACAGCUCUGCAUUGCUGAGGGCUUUUGUUGGGGGCUGCUAUCUCCUACCACAGACUUCCGCCCUUUUCACAUUUAUGUUCCAUGUUGUCCUUACCACCUCCAGUUUGAGAAACAGUGUUGCUGGUAAACCCACUUUUCCUAGGUCAGUACCCUCACUUUUGCCCUGGGAAGAGGUGUCAUUUUCUCAUCCUUCCAGCUAACUUUGGGACUCCUGCUUUUCACAUUAGGAUUCUGAUCCAUUGUGUCCCAUCCCCACUCAUGUGAACUCUCAAGUUCUUUUUUUCUGACCACUCCAAAAUGCUGGCCAUCUCUUUGCUACAGUUUGCCACACUCCAAAGACCCUAUCCUAGCUGUUCCCCUCCUAUGCAGAGGGCCGAUCACUCUGACAUUCUGUUUUUCCUUCUAAGUCUCCAGUCCCUUUUACUUCAAGACUCCCAUUCCGUCACCCAGUGGAUCAGCUACAACUACUUCUGGCUGAGCUUUUUAGAGGGCUACCCUGCCUCAGCUCUUGACCAUUCAGAAACAACUUCAUCCAUCCACCUCAGACUCCCUAUCUGUUCUCUUCCCAGUAGAGAGCUUAAGUGGAUGGAGAUGCCGACUGUACCACAUGGUCACCCUAGUCAGGUCUGAUACCCUUUCUGUUUCAGAGGAGUACCAAGAGAAAAAAGGAAACUCAUGGUUGAAGCAGGGUGCCCUGAUACAGGCUUGUGUGUGGGAUACAUGGCUGGAGGAGGUGGAGGAGAAGGCCUUUCUAGCACAAGGGCCCAGACCUCUUGUCAGUGGUCAGUAGCUCUGCUGCUGCCUUUCUGGGGAAGGGGGUCCUGCUGACACCCUGAAAGUCUGGACCAGUCUUUUGCUCCUGCAACCUGGAGCCAACCCAGUAGGGGGCAGACACGACUGGGAAGCUGGGAAGCUUGAAGUUGAUGCUGAUGCUGGAAGGCAAAGGGGGCCCAGUGGGAAUUGGUUUGUGUGAGAUAAUGGGGACCGAAGUGAGAGCCGCGUGUAAUGAAGAUAAGGUAGGCAUAUGGGCAGGAGUAGGGGGCUUCUGGAAAGAAAGGCUGGGGCUGAGCCAGGAUCCCUCUCUCCGAAGUUGUGGGGCGGUGGGUGUCGGGAAGGUGUUGGUUGAACCCACUUGCAUUCCUGCUGGUGUGUGUGCUCCAGCGUGCGUCUCCAGCCGUUUGGGGUCGGAGUCCACGCUUGUGGUUGCUGUGUGUGUGUGCUUGUGUGUUGGGGAUGUCAGUAGUAGGGCCCAAUUCUGUGAUUCUUGGGGCAGCGGUCGUUGGGGAUGCCAGUUGGGGGGGGGGGGCGCGGCCGGGAGGGGGCGGUUGGCGCUCACUGCCCGCGCGCGCGCGCGGACAGAAAAAACAUCCGCCGGAGGCCCAGCCGGGCGGCGCUCCAGCGGCGCCGGGCAGGUGCGCGUGGUGAGGAAGUGAGCGCAUUCCGGCCCCCCCGGCCGCCGGCCCUCCGGUGAGUCACCGCCGACCCCCGCUGCCCGCCACCGGAUGGAGGGACCGGCCGCGGCGGGGAGAUUUGGGUGGCCGGAGCCCCCGAGGGUGGCUGGGCCGGGGUAGCCCGGCGAGGGAGUUAAGGGGGAGGGGCCCUGCGGGGUCCAGGUCCUGCUUCUACCCCAGGCGCGAACCCCCUAGUAGACACCGAAUACAGUCUGUGACUGGAGGCAGGCGGGGAAUGUCCCUUGGGAGAAUUUUGGGGUGGGAGGGCAGGGAGAAGGCCCCAGAGAGCUGGCCUAGGGGAGGGAAAGGGGCCCCGGGGCAAAACGGCAAGUGGGUGAGGUGGUGCAGGCGCCCCAGGGAGGGGCGGAGUGCGGGGCUGCGGAGCGAGAGCGCAGCGGACUGGAGUGCGGGAGGACCGCAGCGCCAGUGUAGGCCUUGGCGAGCCAGAACCUGUAGAUGGAAGGAGACUUCCACACCAGGUAGGAAGGUGGAAAUGGCCAGACCCCAGAGAUAAGGUCUGUCCAGAGGUCUGUGCGCUCGGACAGUGGAGGCUAGGUUUUGGGGGUAGCGGGAUUUAGGGUUAGAUAGGUAUUGUUGUGGCUAUGUCAUUAAAGGCUUUGAAUGCUGGCCUGAGGAUUUGGGAUCUGGCCUUGCAGGUGCAAUCCACGGCCUCUGAGAAAGAAGAGCAGUGAGUGACUUAAGGGCGAGGUUAUAUGUGUCUAACAUUACUGCCUGCCAUUUGGCCUUUGCCAAAGAAUUAGGCAUUGAUGUGCUAAUUUUAAUAGUCAUUUAAAAUCAUAUAACUGCAUUUAUCAAACGAUUAAAUGUUGAUGUUUUAAAAAUAGAAAAGUUGAAAAAUCUGGUUCAAUAUUUGAUUUGGAACCCUCAGUGAGGCUAUCAAGAUUAGUUGUAUGGCAUUGUCAUGCUUUUGUGCCAUUUUCCCCUUGCUGACUUGAGUGAAUUCUGUGUUUCUAAUGCCCCAUUUCUGUUAUCAGCACAACACAUCUCAUUUCCCCCUCCCUCAUCUUAUGGUCUUUAUUUUUAACCUUAGCUUUUUUCUGUGUAGCCCUUUAACCUGUCCUAUGAAUCGUGAACCAAGUAAAACAUUUCUUGGGGUGGGGCAAUAGGCUACAGUAUAUAAAGACAAAUAACUCGGUUUUAAGUAUAUAUUAAGUUACUUACUAUUUUCUGUGGACAUACAUGUAACUACAAAGUUUCUGUUUUUACCCCGUAGCUGAUAAAAAGAGAAAGCUAAAGGUGUUUUAUUCACAGUAGCAUUACUAUAACAGCAUUUAUUAGCCUGAUUGCUAAAAUUAACUCUACAAUGGUAUUUUGUACUUUCUCAGAAACUGACACUAAUUCUGUCAUGAUCUUUAUAGUUUAUUUUAUUUUGGGCCAAAGGCAAUUGCAGGGAGUAGGAUCUUUAUAAUUUAUUUUAAAGAUCUUUAAAUCCUGCAGUUGCCUUUGGCCCCAGACAAGAAAAUCUGGGUCAGUUAAUUAAAAAAAAAAAAGAAAAUAAUUUCCUACUUUGGGCCCUGUUGCUUUCUCCUGUGCUGUUUCAGGCCCAGCUCUACCUUAUUCCCAGUGGCUUUUGCCUUCAUUCCUCCUUUGCUCUGCUGGGCAUCUUUAGAGGAAAACUUCACACCAACUUCCUCUACCAUAAAUUCUCUCCCUUCCCUUAACUCUACACUUCUCUUUGCCAACAUACACCACUACUUCUUCAUUGAUUUUUUUUUUUUUUUUUUUUUUUAAGCCCACAGCCCUCUCUGGCUCUUUUCCAUCUUUAACACUCUUGUUGAAAUCUUCCUUUUUCUGCCUUUCUCUUUGAUAAGACCUUUUUUUUUUUUUUUUAAAGGUUGGAUUUUAUUUAUUCUGCAUGAUCUUCUUCUGUCUUCCUUCCUCUUCUCACCUUUUUCUGAUUCUGGACUGUUUGUAAACCCUGUUAUGCUUGCUUUCACCAAGGCUUCAACCUUCCCCUUAGGAUUAAGCUCUUCUUCCUCUAAGAUGCUUAUGUUUCCACUGUUUUUCCUACAAGAAUAAGAGUUUUCAAAUUUACAUCUACUUCAGUCUCUUCUUCCAGUAUUUUGCAUCCAGAAGCGUGACAUGGUCAAUUGUAGAGUCCAUUGAAUGACCCCACUUAAGCUUGGUGUUGUGCUAGCCACUAAAGAGUGAAUUUCACAAUUCUGGGGCCAGAUUCCUCAGUGCUUACCAACAAUGGAUGUUACUGCAUGUGUGUGCGUGAAUUCUCUCACGUACACAUAUACACUAAAAUGCACAAAUAAUAUAACAAGUCAGUACAUGUAUAUGAAUAUAUAUUCAGUAUGUUUCAUUAUAAUCAAGCCAAGUACAUUUUGGGGUGCAAGAUGAGGAUGGGUUAAGUUCAUAGAUAGAAUAGAAAGUUAAGAGACCUCAUCCUUUGGCAUUCUCUAUUGAGAUGAGAAGGAUGAGAGGAGCUGUUCCUGUGCAGAUGAUGAGAUCACAUGAAGGAGACUGAGUUUCAGGAGUUGAGAGAGAUGACAAAUAAGACUGUGGUGAAUGGCAGGAGAAUGGGAUGGAGGGGCCAGAGUCCCAAGAACAUUCAAUUGCUAUGCUUAGCCUGGUGUUCUCUCUGGCAGAGAAUAUAAAAGAUCCUCUGGUUCUAGUACUGAUUUCAACUCUGGUUGAGUUUCCAUUAAUAACCUAUGUUGAAGUUUUCCUACCUUGUCUCUGAACCAUUGGUACCAUUCUUAACAAGUUCGUGUAAUUCAUGAUAGCCCAUACCACCAAUAAUUAACCCCUAACUAACCACCAUUAAUUUUGACUAAAUUCCCUGUCCACUUAUAUGUUUUCAUUGUUCCUGCCUGCUCUACGAUCUGCUUGUGGCAGGAGUGACUUUUGAAAUUCUAUUUAUGACUCUACUUUUAUCUUAUUUGGAAAUUGCUCUCUUAAAAUUACAGACUCAGAACUAGAUACUUAGAAGGCGUCUAGUUCUUCGUUACUUCUGAAAGAUGAUCAGGUAGGUCUUUGCUUGACUAUCUCUACUGAAUGAAAUGGGUUACUUCCUCUUGUGGUCAGAGGCUGCCCAUUCUACUGUUAUCUGGCUUUAGCUACUAGAGGGUUGUUAAGCUGAAAUCUGUCAUGUUAUGGCAUCUCAUUUUCCCCCCUUAAUUCUACUUUUUGAAACAACAUGGAAAAAAAUCUACUUGUUUUUCAAUGUGGCAGCUCUUUAAAGAUUUUAAAAGGUUCGUUUUUUGUUAGCUAUUUGUCUAAGCUUUCUUCUUUACUACAGCACUGUCCAAUAGAACUUUCUGUGAUGAUGGAAAUGUUCUCUACCUGUCCUGUCUAAUCCCUAGCCACUAGCCACAUGUGGCUUUUGAGCACUUGAAAUAUAGCUAGUGUGACUAAGAAAUGAAAUUUUAAAUUCUAGUUAAUUUAAAUUUAAAUAGCCCCAUGAGGUGAGUGACUUGUGUUAGUACAGCUCUAAACCCUGGGAGUUAGUUUAUUGUCAUAUGGCUGUCUUUUGGCUGCUCCAGAAAUCUUCUGGUCAUGUCAAACAUGGUAAAAAUGUGUGUAACUGGGCUCUUGAUCUGUCUAAAGGCCAGUACCUAUUGUCACAACUGAGAAAAGAUGCAGACCCAAUCCCCAAAGCCCUGAUGAAUAAUGUCAGAUUUUACUGAAGAUUCCUUGGAAGGUGUAGAAGAUGAAGGCUGUAUCUCAUCUCUCAUAUCCCAAAAGCAGUGCUUAAAAAAAAAAAAAAAAAAGUUCUCCUUUAAUUUCUCUUUCCUAAAGAGAAAGAGUCCCUAAAGUCCCUCUCCCUCAAGUGGCUACCAGAUCUCUCCCUCAUCUUUUCUCUUCUUUCCCCAAAACAUCUUUUCUCCCUCUCUUUGAGCCUUACUUCUCUAUUCUCUUUGAGCACCACCCUCUUUUCCUUUGAGAAGAGUUCUCAGGUGUGCUCCUCUUUCUUCAGCUUCCCUUCCCUUUCAUUAUGUCUGCUCAAUAAAAGCAAAGAACUUUUUUCGGACCUAUCUUUCUUGGGGUGAAGGUGGGUGGGGGGAAAUUAGGGCUAGAAGAUCAUCAUAAUUUUUUUUUUUUCCUUUCUCACAUAAUUCCUGACCUCCUUCUAGGAGUCCUCUGUUUUCUUAUCAUUGCUGAAGAGUCUUUAGUAUUCUUUUACAGAAGAAUCUCCAUUGUCUUCUUUCACUCCAGAUCUAUGCUUGAUGUAUCCUAAAGCUCCUUCUUCACAUUUCCUUUAUCCAUUUUCCUUUCCUUUUUGUUUUUUUGCUUAUGUUAUUUUUAAUAGAUUUCUCUUUACCAAUCUUCUGCGUGUGGAGAGAGGCUGCAUCCAUUGAGGGAAUGGCAUUCAUUGCCCACUGUUGUCACCCAAUGCCUUGUCCUCCCUUGAUUUCCUUCUUGGCUUACCAUCAUUGUCCAUACCUACUUCCCUUCAUUGUCUGUUGUUCUAAUUUUUGUUUGUUUGUUUUUGUUUUUAAGUAGGCCCCAUGCCCAACGUGGGGGUUGAACUCAGGACCCUGAGAUCAAGAGUCACAUGCUCUACCAACUGAGCCAGCCAGGCGCCCCUAGUGUCUGUUGUUCUAGUCUCUUCCUUAUCCAUAUCUUUAAUAACAUUCACUAUUUUUUUUUAAAGUGAUUUUUGGGGUCUCAUUUUUUUCCAGGGGACCUCACAUAAUUCUCUGUACUAUGACCAAAACUGUGUAUGUAGCAUUAAUUUCUGUGGAAUGGGCAUGUUGGUGUUGAGGGGCAGAAUAUCCUCAACCAUGGCACUGAUGUUUUGGGCUAGAUAAUCCUUUGUUGUUGGGGGCCAGUCCUGUGAACUAUGGGAUGUUUAGGAGCAUCCCGACCUCCACUGUGACAACCAAAAAUGUCUCCAGGCAUUGCCAAAUACCUACCUGGAAGGCAAAAUCUAUCAUCCCCUCCCACCCCGCCCCUGCUCAUGUUGAGAACUGUGCUAGAAUAUGGGCUUUCUGAAGUUGACAGAUGUUUAUACUUUUUCUCUCUGACUCCUGAUUUGUUUGCUUAGCCUCGUUUUUCAAAAGUGUGGUCUUUGUCUUACUUGGUAGGAGGUAGCUUCUUAAAAUUGCAGGUUUUUGAGCUCAUCCUAGACCUGUUGAAUCAGAAACAUUGCAAGUGGAAUCUGGAAAUCUGAUUUUUACAAGACACUACUCCCUCUUCUCCCCUAACCAGGUAAUUCUUAUGCCCUGGGCUUGACCCUCCUGUGGCAUAACUGCUGCAUUACCCACAUUUUUUUCCUGCAAAUCUUGCUGGUGCUCCAGCUUUGCUUCCGCUCUUGGCCCCAUGAUGCCAACAAAAAUAGGGAGGCCUCAGGUUACCAGGACAACUGGAGCACAGGAAACCAUAAAAGCUCUACGCUCCCAUAAGCAUCAUGGACUGUGGCUAUACUGGCUUGAUUUCUCCUUAGGGACUCUGUCAUACUUUCUACUUCCCAUCCCCAAACUACCCUGACUGGCAGAUACCCAGGCCCAAGCCACAGACCUGUGGUGGAACAUGCAGUGGGUGGCAUGGAGAAUGGCGAAUGAAGUUUUCUUAUUAACAUUGAUGAUAUUCUGUGUCACCUUGGUGAUAAUUGAAUUUUAUACUGGUGAGAAUUAUAUUCCCCUGAGAGAUGAUGAGAUUACAGGUUUUGAAGUCAGGAUACUUAAUUUAUUUAUUAUCUAUAGUUGCCUCAGUGGACCUUGAGUCUUAGAUCUUUUUGGAUCCCUGGAUAGAUAUUUUCACAAUUAGCUUUGGGUCAAAAGACUUAGCAAUCUACUUCUGAUAAACUGGGAGCAGCUAAUGUUUAGCAAGAAAAGAAUAGUUACCAGAUAAUGAGUUUGAGUUCUAUUUACCUUUCACCAUUAAGCUAGUCAUUUGUUUUAAGGAAGAUCAUCUGGUUUGAUUAAGUCUUUAAAGCCAUGAGUAAAUAAAAAUCUACUUGUACAUCUAAGCACUUAGAUGCUUAGAAAAUGUUGAAUUGAACCAGAACUAGAGCAGGCUACCUCCGUGGAGCAUCUUGGCAGGUCAGAGCAAGAGAGAAUAAAGGGUGAUAAGGGAGACUUGAUAGCUCUUUUCAAACAGCUGAAGGAUUCUCCUAUGGAGGAGGGGCUAGAUUUACUUGCUUUAGGUCCAGAAGGUAGAAUAAGCACCUUUAUUUCAGAUGACAGUGAUAGAGGGACAGACUUCGGUUCAGUAAGAAAGAAUCUUUGAUUAGUUGGUGGAUCUCAAGUUGGAAUGAACUGUAUUGUUAGGCAGUGAAAUAUUUGUGACUGUAUUGUUUAUAUGGAGUUUAGAUUACUGCUUGCACAAGGUUUGGAUGAGAUUUGGGACAUUAAAUUGAGUUGGCCUGGAAAGAAAAGCAGGCAAAUUUAUUGGAGGUCAAUUUACCCUAUUAUAUGAUUUUGUGGCAACUCUUAAAGUCAUUACUGUUUUCCUAGGCACAUCUGCCAAGUUUACCUCCUUGAGUCAUUGAAUAUUAGAGUCGGUAGUAGAAUCUUUAGAAAUUUCUCAAAUGUUGUUCCCUAGUCCUUCGGAGAUUCCUCAAAAAUGCCUCAGAGGUGGCUGAGAGAAGUGAAAUGGAGGCUAGCUGAGGCUCUAAGCCCUUUACCUAUGCUUCAGCCAAAACAAUCUUGCCUUGUUUUUCCCCUAGAAAAAAAGGGUUCCACUGGGGGGAAAAAACUGUAAAAGCCCUGAUAUUCUAAGUUCUUCAUUUUACUGACAGAGUAACUGAGAUAAGGAGCAGGGAAGUGUCUUGCCAGAAGCCACACAGCUAAUAAAUUUCAGAGUUGGAAUUCAAAUUUAGCCCUUCUAAUCCUAGUCUUUGCUCUACUAGUCUAACUUCUUGUAAUUCGGUAAAGUUUCUCUCCAUUUCUCUGGCCCCACUGUAAUUCUGAAUUUUAUUUCUUCAGAUCUAUCCUCCAGGUUAGCCCCUGAACUAUCAGUCUCCCUGCUCUCUAAUCUCUUCUUCUGGUCUAUGUUAUAUACAUGGUUGCCAUGUUAUUCUUCUUGAAACAUUGUCUUUAUCACGGGAUUUCCCUGCUUAAGAACCUUCUCUAGGGAUGCCUGGGUGGCUCAGUCGUCUCAGGUCAUGAUCCCAGGAUUCUGGGAUCGAGUCCCGCAUCAGGCUCCCUGCUCAGUGGGGAGCCUACUUCUCCCUCUGCCUGCCAUUCCCCCUGCUUGUACUCUUCUCUCUCUCUGACAAAUAAAUAAAAUAUUUAAAAAAAAAAAAAGAACCUUCUCUAUAUUGCCUAGAAGAACUUUUCAGCUUGACACAUUGUUAGUAUUCUUUAGGAUUCUCAUUGUUCAACUAGCUGAACUUUUGCCCAAAUCCAUCAUAUUAUGGGUAAUUAAGGGGCUAUAUAGAACAGUGAGAUUAACUGAGUCCCACCCUACUUCUAAACACCAAUUUUGGCAGAAUUUUUGUGUGUACAGUUUUAAUCAGGUGAUGAGAAGAUACAAAAGAGAAGAUUAUAGCUCAUAAACAGCAAGUUGCACAACAAUAUGGAUCAUGUCCAAUUUUUAUGACACAUACAUGCAUUUGUUUAAAAACAAGAAUGGGAUGUGUAGAACUUUUCUGGAAGAAAAUAUACCAAACUGAUAACAGAUGUUAACUCUAAGGAGGGGGAUUGAAGAACAGUGGGGGAUAGUGGAGGAAGGGGGGCGACUUAAAAUAUUUAUUUCUCCACAGAGGAGAGCCUCACAGGGUGGAAGGGAAACCUGAGGAAGCAAGCUUAGAGAUGACAGAGAAGGAACUGCUAAACUGUCUUGCCUAGAUCCACUGCCAACCAUUUCUUUGCUUCUUGCAUCACUCUGCUAAAGAAGUCAAGUGCCAAGAGAUCAUUUGAUUGGCUAAGCUUAAAUCAAGGGCCCAAUGGCUCUAUCGGAUAUAGAGAGAAAGGGUCUGGGAGAAGGAGCACCCCCCACCCCCAGAGAAAGUCCUUGGUUUUGGUGGAGGGAGGGAAAACUUUUGAUUUUCCUCUCCCAACAAAGGUGUACACAGGGGAGUUAAUUACUUGAAAUGACAUCAGAGUACUCUUAGGAAGGGGGCAUGGACGCUGGGAACUAGAAAGGACAAACAUCCACUGAAUUCAUCAUCCCUCCCCUCACUUCUUACCUAUACCUCCAUCCUAGAUCUUUCUUUACUUUUGUCUUAACCCAAGUCCUCUGGUGUGGUUUUAGCAUUUACUGGAGAUUGAGGUGCAGUGAUUUAAGGGGAUGAGGGGGAGAAGUGCAAGACAGGGCAGGUAGAGAGGGCAGGUGGCAGGUUUUACUUUGCUUUCUGCCCUUCCUGUGUUUACACAAAAGCUUUUUCAGUGCCCAGCCAUUUAAAAAAAUGAUCAUAAUAAACACUUAUAAGUCAAGUUACAAAUAAAAACUAUCCAUCUGGCUCUUCUAACAACCUGCCUCUCUGAUGGUGGAGCUAUUCUUCCCCUAUGCCAUAUAGAGUGUGGCCAAGGAGGCAUUUCUGCCCAUUUCGUGUGUGUGUGUGUGUUCCUGCCAACACACAUACCAGGUGAUUCUUCACCCUCUUUGGAAGGUCCAGACCCCAGUCAGAGUAUGUAUUAGAAGUGUUUUGUUUUGCUACAGUGGGAAUUCUUUAUUUUUGAAGCAUUAACCUUCUGAUAAAAAAUAGCUUUCUUCAACUGUUAUCAUUGUUUAGGCCUGAUAUUUUAAAAGUUUGACUUGGGUAAGGGGCACCUGGGUAGCUCCGUUGGUUAAAGGUCUGACUCUUGGUUUCAGCUCAGGUCAUGAUCUCAAGGUAGUUAGGAUCAGGCUCUGCGUCGGGCUCUGCAUUCAACACAGACUCUGCUUCAGAUGCUCUCUCCCUCCCACUCACUCUCAGUCUCUCUCAAAUAAAUAAAUAAAUAAAUAAAUAAAUAAAUAAAUCCUUUAAAAAUCGACUUGAUUGGGUUAAUCACAAGAGGGUGUGCAAAUUCACACUCUAACUUUUAUGAAUUGGAAAACAAAUUCCCUAAGGCAUUCCUUUCCACUGGACAGAGAAUCCAUUCCUCUAGUAUGUUGCAGAAGACUGAUGGACCAAGGAUAAUUCUAUACUACCCAUGGGCUGCUUAACCUCUGUAAUGAUUUGCUGGCCAGCCACUAUUGGUAACAAAAAAGACUUAACUUCUUAACUGUUGCAAAAUAAUUGUUUUUUCAACUUUAUGGAAAUAUAAUUUACAAACAAGAUGAUGUAUGUGUUUUAAGUGUACAAUGUAGUGAGUUUUGACAGAUAUUGGCACCUAUAUAUCAUCUUCCCAGAUUGUAGAAAUUUCUGUUACCCUCCCCCAUGAAUUCCCUUGUUAUCCUUUGCAGUCUCCCAUCACCCCGCUGUAGACAUCCACUGAUCAGAUUUCUAUCACCGUAGUUUCGCCUAUUGUAGAGCUUCAUAUAAAUGGAAUCAUACAGUGUGUGUCCUGUUCUUGGCUUCUUUAACUCAGCAUUAUGUUUUUCAUUUCCAUUCAUGUUUUUGUGUAUAUCAGUAGUCCAUCCCUUUUUAUUGCUAAGCCUUAUUUCAUUGUUGUAUAUACCACGAUUACUUCCCCAGUGAUUAAUGAUGCUGAGUUUAUCCAUUCUUCUGCUGAUGGACAUUUAGGUUGUUUUCCACUUUUUGGAAGCUGCUGUGAACAUUCAUAUCAAGUCUUUUUGUAGACAUAUGUUUGCAUUCUUCUUGGAUAGAUACUUAGGAGUGAAAUUUUAGGACUUGUAUUAAGUGAAUAUUUAACCUACUGUAGAAAAAAGUGUCAAACUGUUUUCUAAAAUGCCUGUACACUUUACACUUACCAGCAUCUUGUGAGAGUUCCAGUUGCUCUGCAUCCCCAUCAGCACUCGGUAUUGUCAGUUUUUAAAAUCAUUCUAGUAGGUGUGAAGUGAUAUCUCAUUGUGGCUUCCAUUUGCGUUUCCCCAGCGAUUAAUGGUACUGAACAUCUUUUCAUGUCCUAAUUUGUCACCAGUAUCUCAUAUUUGGUGAAGUCUAUUUAAAUCUUUUUGCCCAUUUAAAAAAUUGGCAUGUGGUCUGUUGCUAUAAGAGUUCUUUAUAUAUUCUGGAUACAAGUGAGUCUAUGAAUUGUGAGUAUAUGUGAGUAUGUGAAUUGAAAAUAUUCCCUCUAGUUAGUGGCUUGCCUUUUUUUCUUUAUGGUGUCUUUUGAAAAGCAAACGUUUUAAAUUUUGGUGAAGUUUAAUUUCUUACUUUUUUUUUCUUGUACAGUUAAUGCUUUUUGUGCCCUUCAUAAGAAAUCUUUGCUUACACCAAAGUCACAGAUUUUCUCCUGUGUUUUCUUCUGUAUCUAGAAAUAUUAUAGUUUUACCUUUUGUUAGGUCUUUUUAUGUUUAUUAUCCAUUUUGAUCAUUUCCUUUGCCUUUCCUCACUGUAUGACAGACACAGUAAGAAGGAAAGAAUCUGAAAUAAAGGUGAUCCUCUUAAAAAAGGAUAUACUGUAGAAUAGAAAUAUUAAACUUUUGCUCUCUGUA
Molecule: messenger RNA, 15701 nt
Organism: Mirounga angustirostris (Northern elephant seal)
Lineage: Eukaryota; Metazoa; Chordata; Mammalia; Carnivora; Phocidae
Gene: RGP1
Product: RGP1 homolog, RAB6A GEF complex partner 1
Exons: 9
Coding region: 158-1333 (391 amino acids)
Biological process (GO): retrograde transport, endosome to Golgi
Cellular component (GO): Ric1-Rgp1 guanyl-nucleotide exchange factor complex; Golgi membrane
Source: RefSeq, a predicted model, not a curated record